AUGACAACUCUGAUGCUACUUAUGAUGCUACAACUUCGACUUGUUCAGCUUCUUGCAAUACUUAUUGUCACUCCGAUGUGGGAUGCUUGAGCUCAACACCUUGCCCAUGUCCGGCACUUUGCACAUGCUCUGCAAAUGAUGGAGUGUGCUCAUAUUGUAACGAUCAAAAUGGUGACCUUGCAAAUAAGUGUCAAUGCAAAACUAAUUAUGCUCUCGAAGGACUUAGUUGUGUCUUAA
Molecule: messenger RNA, 237 nt
Organism: Blepharisma stoltei
Lineage: Eukaryota; Ciliophora; Heterotrichea; Heterotrichida; Blepharismidae
Source: the annotation of a GenBank genome assembly